UACAGAUUACAAAGUUAGGUAAUAUCCAGCAUUGAUAGUUUAAUGUGGUGACUUGUUAACAAUUAUCACUGUUUCAGGGAAGGGCAAAGUUGUGUGUGUGUGUGUGUGUGUGUUUUCCUUUGUGUGUAUCCGUGUAUGCAAUUGUGGGUUUUUGUGUAUAUUUGUGAGGCUUUUUACUUGGCGGAGUUAUAAGUAUCUGAUCAUCAAGGUUGAGAUUAGCAAAGAAAGUGAAGAUUUUUCCAGAGCCCCUGAAAUGUUCCUGUUGAGCAGCACUGAGGACAUCUUUAUAACCGAGUAUUUGCAAUAAAUAUGUCAUGGGACCAGUGUUACAAAUUCCUCUCUAAAUAGCCUUUACCUCACUGGAAUAACCCUUUAGAUGAGGAAGAAAAGGGCUAUGAAUUUAUAGCUUGUUAUGAAGCUGGAGUGAAGAUGAUGCUUUAGUACUUAUCCUACAAAGAUACCCCCAAUCCCUCACCCUAAAAUUACCGUUGAAAUCAUUUUCCCUUUCUCCUUCACUGUCAGUUUCCAUGUCAGAAAAUGUACCAUUACCUCCCUGCACCCUUUUCUUCUCUCUCACUUUUACUCUUGCUUAGAUGGAAAGAUAACCCAGCAAUGCCUGCAGGGCUGAUGUAUGAAGGAGUUUUCAAAGAGCCCCUGAAAUACUCGGGCGGGAGUGCAGCUCAGAGCACAGUGCUUCAUGCCUUUGAUGAGUUCUUAGGCAUUCGUCAUAGCAAGGAAAGUGUUGACUUUCUGUACAGAAUGAGGGAUUACAUGCCUCCUUCCCAUAAGGCCUUCAUAGAAGACAUCCACUCGGCACCUUCCCUGAGGGACUACGUCCUGUCCUCUGGACAGGACCACUUGCUGACAGCCUAUAACCAGUGUGUGCAGGCCCUGGUAGACCUGCGGAGCUAUCACAUCACCAUGGUCACCAGAUACCUCAUCACAGCUGCAGCCAAGGCAAAGCGUGGGAAGCCAAACCAUCUCCCAGGGCCGCCUCAGGCUUUAGAAGACAGGGGCACAGGUGGAACUGCAGUUAUGAGCUUCCUUAAGAGUGUCAGGGAUAAGACCUUGGAGUCAAUCCUUCACCCACGUGGUUAGGAGACUGCCCUCUCCCCAGCAAUGCAGAGCCCCCAUGGAGGGCAGGUGGGCCUGGAGAAUGAGGAUCAGGGUUCUGCCUGGGAUCAUCCAGGAAGGAUCUCAGCCCUAUUCAUGUUCCUGCUCUACAGAGCACCAUAAUCUCCUUGUCGAGAACUGUUGACUUCACAAAGGAGAGUUGAUGUGGCCAAGACUUUCCUUCUCUACCUGAUCACUGCUUAACAGCAAGUAUCAUGGAUACUUCCUCAUGCAGAACCCCCCAGAGGAGUGACUGUACCCCAUUCUCUUGGCCAAGUAGUAGAAAACCAAUCUGAAUUUCAAAAAUCAGAUAAAAUUGCCCGGGGAUACAUUACCUGUUGAUUUUCUUAAAAAACAAAUUCACUUAAGAAUUCAUUAAGUUCCUACUGAGCACUGCCUCCAAGAUUAUUAGAACAAGGAUUUCUGUGGUCCCAGACCAGCCCUCUUCUCCCUGAAUGUGUUGAGUUUGGUGGCAGGAGGUUGGAAAUGCUCCAGUGGAGAUGUGGAAGAAAGAGGAUGCUGACAAUAAGGACUUGGAUGUCACCAGUGUGAAAAUGAGCAGUUAAUGAUACGGGAACGUUGAGAACGGAUGAGACUUUCCACAUGGUACCUAGAUUUGCAAAUUGUAUUGUAAUGCCUUUCUUUAUUUUUAGAAGAAUUAUUCUCUCUUCUUACUCUGAAAAUCUGUAUUUGUAAAAUGAAAGAAUGGAUCUUAUAUAAGUAAAUAAGAAAACUGGGAAUAAGUAGUAAAUCGAUGUGGUUAGUGUGCAAAUAAAUGUAAAUGCUUUUAUUGACUUGG
This is a messenger RNA of Chlorocebus sabaeus (green monkey), 1912 nucleotides long. NCBI's taxonomy places the organism in Eukaryota, Metazoa, Chordata, Mammalia, Primates, Cercopithecidae. The record is from RefSeq and is a predicted model, not a curated record.